Molecule: messenger RNA, 1749 nt
Organism: Guillardia theta CCMP2712
Lineage: Eukaryota; Cryptophyceae; Pyrenomonadales; Geminigeraceae
Product: ATP-binding cassette sub-family F like protein
Exons: 2
Coding region: 1-1749 (582 amino acids)
Molecular function (GO): ATP hydrolysis activity; ATP binding
Source: RefSeq, a predicted model, not a curated record
AUGCAACUUGAAAAUUUCGCAUUGACGCAGCGGGGAUCGAGCGUAGAAGGAGGAACAGAGAGCAUGAGCAAGGACAUCAGUGUCUCUGGUUUUUCGAUCAGCGUUGGAGGAAAAAUUUUGCUGGAGGAUGCAGAGCUUCUGAUAUCUGCGGGAAACCGAUACGGUCUGGUGGGUCCCAACGGGCAAGGCAAGUCGACGCUCCUCAUGCACAUCGCCAAGAAAGCGAUCGCGAUCCCCCGGCACAUCGACAUCCUGAUGGUGGAGCAGGAGAUCUCAGCGAGCAGCAAGACUCCCCUACAGCUUGUGCUCGAGGCCGAUGUCCAGCGGGAUGUGCUGCUGCGAGAGCGAGACCAGCUGGAAAAGCAGCUGGCGAGGAGCUUCGACAUGAAGAAGCAAGAGAGGCUGCAGGAGGUCUACUCCAACCUCAACGCCAUGCGCGCUGACGCCGCUGAGAGCGCUGCGAGACGCAUCCUGCUGGGAUUGGGAUUCCCCAUGGCGUGGCACGAGAGACCAUCGUCCUCCUUCUCUGGGGGUUGGAGGAUGAGAAUCUCCCUCGCCCGCGCCCUCUUCAUCCGCCCAACUCUUCUCCUCCUCGACGAGCCGACGAAUCACCUUGACCUCAAUGCGGUGCUUUGGCUGGACGACUACUUGAGAGGAUGGGAAAAGACUCUCAUCGUGGUCUCACAUGACGUGGAGUUCCUCAACUCCGUCUGCACUCACACCAUCCACCUGCACGAGCGCAAGCUCUACUACUACCGAGGAGGAUACGACUCUUUCCGCUCGCAAUUCGAAGCCAAGCAGACGGAGAGAACGCGAGCGUGGGAGAAGCAGCAAAAGACUCUCCGAGCCCUCAAGGCGUCUGGCAAGAGCAGAGCGCAGGCCGCGGAGACUCUGGCUAAGAAGGGGGGGAAGGGAGCUGAGAAAAGCAAGAAGGGGGGCAAGGGAGGCAAGGAAGAGGAGCAGAAGCAACCUGUGAUCCUCUCGAAGCCCAAGGAGUAUGAAGUUCGAUUCCACCUCCCCGAGCCUCCCGAGCUCUCCCCUCCCUAUCUGCAGCUCUGCGACGUGAGCUUCUCCUACGAGCAAGGGCCUCACGUCCUCACCAACGUCAACCUCGGCCUCUGGCCCGACUCUCGCGUCGCAAUCGUCGGGGCCAACGGCUGCGGAAAGUCGACGCUGCUUCGGCUCAUGCUGGGUGAGCUGACCCCCAGUAAGGGGGAGGUGAGGCAGAACCCGAAGCUGCGAGUCGGGAGGUACAGCCAGCACUUCGUGGACGUGCUGCCGCUGGAGCAGACGGCAGUGGAGCAUCUACAGGCGCUGGCAGCAUCGCACGGGAACUCGAUGCUAGAGGGAGUUCAAAAGUGCCGGCAGCAGCUGGGGCGAUACGGGCUUGAGAGCAGAGCACACGUGAUCGGGCUGAAGCAUCUGUCCGGGGGUCAGAAGGCUCGAGUCGUGCUCGCCUCCCUCGCGGCGUCUGUGCCGCACGUGCUGCUAUUGGACGAGCCGACAAACCACCUGGACAUCGAGAGCAUUGAGGCGCUGGGAGAUGCGCUGCUGGACUUCAAGGGGGCAGUAGUGCUCGUCAGUCAUGAUGCGCGGCUGAUCCGUCGAGCCAUCAGCAGCAGCAGCAAGGGAGAGAUCUGGGUGGUGGGAGACGGGAAAGUGACGCCUUUCCUCGGGGACAUGGACGACUACCAGCAGUUGGUGCUGACGCAGAUGGAGAAGAUGAUGGAGGGAUGCGAUACCAGGUGA